Messenger RNA from Rhincodon typus (whale shark), 1053 nucleotides. Its product is annotated as protein FAM193A-like. The record is from RefSeq and is a predicted model, not a curated record. The transcript has 5 exons. NCBI's taxonomy places the organism in Eukaryota, Metazoa, Chordata, Chondrichthyes, Orectolobiformes, Rhincodontidae. The annotation marks the transcript as partial.
UUGUUCCUUGGCCGCAAGCUUGUGAGCUACCACGUCUCCAUGCAGACUAUAUACUUUUACUUCAUGGUUGACACUGUCUUUAACCUUUCUAGUUCGAUUCGGAUGGCUCCCAUCAUUAUUUUCCUUUAUGCUCCAUUCUCCAAUACGGUUAUUAUUAAGGUCAAAAGAGUAACUGGGGAGAGAAUAGGGUCCCCUAUCAACGAGGCCAUCUGUGUGUGCUUGUCAGUAUAUACUGUGGAGAAAGACGUGGAAACUAGGGAAUGUGAAGUGUUCCACAGUUUAGGUAAAGAAGAUCACAGACAUCCCACACCAGUCGCUCCGAGGAAUAGCCCCACAGGUUUAACAUCUCUUCCAUCUCUCGCACCCACGCCGCUGUCCCCUGCCUCUGCACCUCACAUGUCUAACCUUGUGACUUCGCCUUUUCCAAAGACAGCUUCAACUGCCCCCGGUUUUGUCGAUCCCCAUUCUGGACUCUGUCCCACUUCAACUGCAGCCCCUGCAGCUACUACAGAAGGUUCAGUGAGUGCUUCAGCCAGUGUCUGCAGUGACCCGGACUGCGAGGGACACCCGUGUGAAAGCAGCAAUGUGUACGAUCAUCAGCAGUUUGAUGGUGAGGAAAGUCAAGAUGAAGACAGCUGCUCUGAACACAGCUCCAGUACCUCGACAUCAACCAAUCAGAAGGAAGGAAAAUACUGUGACUGCUGCUACUGUGAAUUCUUUGGGCAUGGUGGGCCACCUGCUGCACCAACGAGUAGAAACUAUGCAGAAAUGCGUGAGAAGCUCCGGUUACGGCUGACAAAACGAAAAGAGGAACAGCCAAAGAAAGCAGACCAGAUCCUUGAGAAGGAGCAGAUAGUAGAUCAUCGAAAAGUGGAAGACCUAUUACAAUUUAUAAAUAGCACAGAAUCUAAACCAGUCAGCAGCACAAGAGCAGCUAAACGCGCACGACACAAGCAACGAAAGGUAAGAGAUUUCUCCAUACCACAGACUGGUGUGGCCUCUAUGUUCCUUUUCCACUCUACUGGCUUAGACCCAGGUUGUCGUUCAGAUUGA